ACAACGCCCAAAUGUCAACAGAGUAGUGUAGGGCGACACAAAAUUCUCUUUGGUCAUGACCUCAACAUGGACGGCCUAAAAGCAACUAUCGUGUCAAAACUCAAAGCAGAAGGAAUAUCGUGUGAUGCUCAUGCUGUUAUCAACCACCCCACCCAAUACUUAAGAGGAGAGUCGGAAGAUUUUGAAAUCCAAGACGUUAGCUACUUCAGUUUAAUCCUUGUAUUAAUGUAGUAAAUGAUGAACUAUUCCAGAAUGGUAUGCAAUUAGGCGCAGAGUUAGAUUUUGUGAAUUUUAAAUAGUCCAUAGUCCAUGCAGUGAUCACCCACAUGCUCACAUGCAAUGAAGUUAAUGAAAACUGAAAGGACAAUGGUACGCUUAACCAAUGUUUCGAUGAUGUCUGUUCUUUUUCCGUUUUCCUUCCUUGUAAGUUGUGGCUUUCAUGGUAUGCUUACAAAUAAUAGCUAAAGAAGAUGAAAAAAGAAUAAACAUUUAUGGUUGGGUACGUAUAAUAGGACACGGUUUAUAAUAAUGACUAAUGAGUGGGAGUGAUCGCGUUUACGUGCUAGCUGUUCAGUCCAAAUCAAUAAUUCAAGACAAUGCACGUGAGAGUGAAUGCAAAUGUUGGAGCAAUAUGUUUUUUGAUAUCCUUUAUCCAAUGAUGGUUUGUGUUAAAAUUGCAUCUGAGGCUUCAUUUCAAGAAUCUGGUAAACUGUUUUUUUUUUUUCUUCGUCGCUUGGCAUUUGGCAAUCAGAACGUCGGGGUGGUCAAUUAUUUAACGAGAAAGAAGAUAUUUAAAGGUAAUGACAAUUGUAUCCUCAAGUUGAUUUGUUUUAAAUUUUCUUAUAUCGUCGUCCUCUCUCUACUCUCAAGUUUCAAAAACGAGACUGAGGGCUGUUUGCGUAAUUUCCCUCCAUAGCUCCUUUUAGCUGCGACAACGACAAUUUAAUUAACUAAUUAACUCUCAAGUAUAGAGCACGAGGGGGGUACGAUACGAAGUACGAUUAUUUUUAUUCGACCAAUAGUGUCGCUUCGGUAGCAUGGAACGCGCCACAGAGGAUCACACCUACCUGGCAAUAUCAUAGCAAUCCAUCUUCGUGUCGUGGCUAUAUCUGUCGGAAACUGUGUCCCAAAGCAGAAUAUUGGUCAGUCCAUUAGUCAAAUUCUCAACUACUUCUCGAAAAAUCUCAAAGUCAGCUAUGCAGUCCGAAUACGAUGUUAGUACUCUGUACCGAGAAGCGCAUACUCGUUGGUUGAAACCUCCCGAGGUGCACUUCAUUUUGCUGAAUCAUGAACGAUAUCGGUUAACAGAUAAGCCACCUCAUAAGCCUUCAAGUGGAUCGGUGUUGCUUUACAAUAAAAGGGUUCUUAAGUUCUUCCGUAAAGAUGGUCAUCAGUGGAAGAGGAAGAAGGAUGGUAGAGCUAUUGCUGAAGCUCACGAACGGCUUAAGGUGGGUAAUGUUGAGGCUUUGCAAUGUUACUAUGCACACGGAGAGCAUGAACCUUCUUUCCAGAGGCGUAUCUACUGGAUACUAGACCCGGAAUACGAACAUAUUGCCCUUGUUCAUUACAGGGAUGUGAGUGAUGGAAAAGAGGUAAAGCAGCAAACUGGUGGAACCGUUCUGCAUUUUUCACCGAAUCCUUCAACUCUAGGCUCCAUUGGGACUCAGAAUGCAAGCUACAGUCACUGCAUUGGUGUCUCUAGCGAGAUACAUCAGCAGCAGCAUUCAUCUGCUUCGGCGGGCAAUGUAGAGGUCAACUCUGACGUUUUCUGUAAUAGCAACGGAACUGAGACCUCGAAAGGCAGUGGAAGUCUUUCUUAUGAGUUUGAGACCAGGGAGGCUUUAAAGAGGCUAGAGGAACAACUUAGUCUUGGUGAUGAUGAUAAUGUUGUUCAAAACGAAAGUUUGGAUGGUCUCCAGUUUCUAGGAUUUAGUAAGACGGAUAUUGAUCACCAUCUUGUUCCACCAGCAACUGUACAUCAGAGACCAGAGAGUAGCAGCAAACUAGGGAGAUGUUACGGAGGCUAUGUUGGAGGAGCCCAGUGUAAUGUUAGUACUGUAGGUUCACCACUCCACAGUUUGAAUAGUCUCCUAUCUUUAGAGUGUACGGAGGACAUCAAUGCUCAACCAGCAGCUGGACAUCAGAGAGCAGAGAAUAACAGACUUGAGAGAUGUUACGGAGGGUAUAUCGGAGCUGAAUAUCAUUCUAACAACCUCAUGCUCGUAAAGAAUGAUUCAGGUGGUAGUGGAGGGAGUGGCGAUCAAAAGGCUGAGUCUUGGAAAGAUGUGCUGGAGGCAUGUGAGGCUUCUAUAGCUCUUAACUCUGAGCAGGGAAGCACACCAAGUUCAGCUAAAGGAUUGCUAACUCGAAUGCAGGAAGAUUCUAACUUGAGUUACAGCAACCAGGCUGAUCAAGCCACAUUGUUGUUGCCUCAAGAACUUGGUCCUUCUUUUGAACUUCCUACUCGUUAUUCUGAGCUGGGAGCUCUAGCAAAUAAUGCCAACAACAGUAGAAUGGAGUUGCCUUUCGAGCAAGUAAUGAAUCAGACAGUUGCACAUAAGCAAAAGUUUACUAUCCAGGACAUCUCACCAGAGUGGGGUUACGCGAAUGAAACUACAAAGGUGAUGAUCAUUGGAUCAUUUCUCUGUGAUCCAAAAGAAUCUACAUGGUCUUGCAUGUUUGGGAGUACUGAAGUUCCUUUCGAGAUCAUUAAAGAAGGCGUUAUACGGUGCCAAGCCCCUCCAUGUGGCCCUGGCAAAGUCAAUUUAUGCAUUGCUUCUGGAGAUGGACUCUCUUGUAGCCAAAUAAAGGAGUUUGAGUAUCGUGAUAAGCCUGAUGACACGUCUUGCCCUUGGAGCAGUCGAGAUGAGCUUUUGUUACUUGUAAGGCUUGUGCAAACACUUGUAUCGGACAGUAAAAGUAACCUAGAGCCAUGGAGCCAUAUCUUAGAAACGGUUCUAGAUGGCACUGCAACAUCAUCAAGUACUGUUGAUUGGCUUCUACAAGAACUGGUUAAAGAGAAGCUUGAUGCAUGGCUGUCUUCAAGACCCCGCCAAGUUGAAGAUCAAACAUCUUGUUGCUCUUUGUCAAAGCAAGAACAAGGCAUUAUUCAUAUGGUGGCAGGCCUUGGCUUCGAGUGGGCACUUCAUCCAAUUCUUUCCCGUGGAGUCAGUGUGGAUUUUCGUGAUAUUAAUGGAUGGAGUGCUCUUCAUUGGGCUGCACGUUUCGGGAGUGAAAAAAUGGUGGCUGCCCUAAUAGCUUCAGGGGCAUCAGCUGGAGCAGUGACUGAUCCCACUGCGCAAGACCCAGCCGGUAAAACUGCAGCGUCAAUAGCUGCGUCUAAUGGCCACAAGGGUCUUGCAGGUUAUCUAUCAGAGGUGGCGUUAACAAACCAUCUCUCCUCGCUCACACUUGAAGAAACCGAAAAAUCUAAAGAGACUGCUCAGUUGCAAGCAGAGGUGACUUUGAAUUCCAUCUCAGAACGAAGCCCACAUUCACUGAAAGACUCACUAGCUGCAGUGAGAAACGCAGCUCAAGCAGUUGCGAGAAUCCAAGCAGCAUUUCGUGCACAUUCGUUCAGAAAGAGACAGCAGAGAGAAGCAGCUAUGGCUGCUUACUUUCAAGAGUACGGGAUCUAUGCAGAUAUCAAAGGCAUCUCGGCCAUAUCUAAGGUAGCCCCUGGAAAUGUAAAGAACUACCAUUCGGCAGCUUUAUCUAUUCAGAAGAAUUACCGUCGCUAUAAACGCAGAAAAGAGUUUCUCUCGCUUCGCAAGAAAGUUGUGAAGAUACAGGCUCAUGUUCGAGGUUACCAAAUAAGGAAGCAUUACAAGGUUAUAUGCUGGGCGGUAGGAAUAUUAGAUAAGGUUGUACUCAGGUGGAGAAGAAAAGGAGCUGGGCUAAGAGGGUUCAGGCAAGACGUAGAAGACAGUGAAGAGGAAGACAUUCUCAAGGUGUUUCGUAAGCAGAAAGUAGACGUUGCAGUGAAGGAGGCUUUCUCACGUGUUCUGUCGAUGGCUAAGUCCCCAGAGGCUCGCCAGCAAUACCACCGUGUGCUCAAGAGAUACUGUCAGACAAAGGCUGAGCUUGGGAAAACAGAGACAUUAGGAGCAGGUGGUGAUGAGGAUGAAGAUUUGUUUGACUUGGCUGAUAUGGAAGAUGACAGUUUGUUUGCACUUUAGAGGUUUUAGUAAUGUGCAAGUAAGUAGAUCUAUGAAGUUUCAAGAGUGAGUAGUUCUGUAGAGUUGCAAUGAAGAAGAAAACAAGUAAGUAGAUCUAUGUUGUUCUUACUUGUUAGUACUAGUAGUAGUGACUAGAGUCUGUAAAUGAUCUCUUAUGGUGGCUAACUUAUUUACAUAACAAGUAUGCAUUUACUUUGUUUUGCUACUCCACAUUGUUUUUUAACAAGAAUUAAAAAGUUGAUAAAUUGAAUAA
Molecule: messenger RNA, 4431 nt
Organism: Brassica rapa (field mustard)
Lineage: Eukaryota; Viridiplantae; Streptophyta; Magnoliopsida; Brassicales; Brassicaceae
Product: calmodulin-binding transcription activator 4
Biological process (GO): regulation of transcription by RNA polymerase II
Cellular component (GO): nucleus
Molecular function (GO): protein binding; double-stranded DNA binding; transcription coregulator activity
Source: RefSeq, a predicted model, not a curated record